This is a messenger RNA of Liolophura sinensis, 2856 nucleotides long. RefSeq names its product piggyBac transposable element-derived protein 4-like. NCBI's taxonomy places the organism in Eukaryota, Metazoa, Mollusca, Polyplacophora, Chitonida, Chitonidae. The transcript has 2 exons. The record is from RefSeq and is a predicted model, not a curated record. The coding region runs from base 1 to 969 and encodes 322 amino acids.
AUGGCCUGGAGUUUGGAUAGUUUUGAGAUUGAUACUAGGGAUUUGACAGAAACAACAAUAACUCAGGUACACAGUACAAGGACAGGUAGUGUGAUAUCCAGGUGGUGUAGUACCCUGUCGACAAUCGAUGUACUUCCUUUCAAUCAACCGGUUGGACCAGUACAUAUUUUGACUCGUGAUAAGAAUGAAAAAGACUUUUUUCAUUUAAUAUUUCCUGAUAACACUUACCAGUAUUUAGCAGAUCAGACAAAUUUAUAUGCAUGGAAGUGCCGAGAUGUCAAACCUGAUACAAAAUGGACUGCAGUAACUGCAGACAAGAUCCAAGCCUUUAUUGGUCUUCAUAUUUUGAUGUCUGUCAUUCCAUUGCCAGCAUACAAGGAUUAUUGGACGAGGGACAAUCUUUGUGAGAUUCCAGCCUUUACCAAAAUAAUGACACGACUGAGAUUUAAGAAAAUCUUACAAUACUUCCAUUGUAAUGAUGUGGAGAAUCCUCCACGUGGAGAUCCAGUUCAUGAUCCUAUUCACCAUGUCAGGCCAAUAUUUGAUGUCGUCCAGCAAAAUUUACAUGACAAUUACAAUCUCCACAAAUCUGUAAGUGUGGAUGAGGCUAGGAUACCCUUUAGAGGCUGCCUUAGUUUUAGGCAAUAUCUUCCAGCCAAACCAUGUAAAUUUGGAAUAAAGGUUUGGGAACUUCCUGAUAGUUAUAAUGGGUAUGUGUAUAAGAUGCAGAUGUAUACAGGAAGAUCUGAAAAUGGAACACGAGAAGAGAGACUUGCAUCAAGAGUUGUCAAAGAUCUGACUCGAUGUUUAGUUGGUAAAAAUCACCAUGUUUACAUGGAUAACUUUUGUACAAGUCCUGAACUGUUUGUGAAGCUGUCAGCAGAUAACAUAUGUGUAACUGGUACAUGCCGCGUGAACAGGAAAGGUUUUUGUCAACACAUGCUGAUCCCACUAAAAUGGUGGAAAUGAAGAGGAAGCAGAAAGACGGUUCAAUACAGAACAUUCUAGCACCUGAAGUUGUAGGAACUUAUUCAGAAAACAUGAAUGGUGAUCAUGGGGAUCAACUUCGACUUUAGUACCCAUCAGGAAGACGGUCCAAAAAUUUUGGAAAUAUCUCUUUUGGUUUUUAAUUGAUACUGCCAUGGCUUGCUCGUUAAUACUUAUGCGUGAAUCACCAAAUCAUCGCCACACUACUCGUACUGGAAAUCUCAAAUGCAGGUCACGAGUUGAGCUUCGUAGAAAUCUGGAGCGUCUUCUUAUAGGGCAAUUUCGAAAGAAACGCAGGAACUCCUUGACUGAAGUGGGUAGUAAUGGCAGGUCUCACUGGCCAGUUCUCAUGUCAAAACGUGGCAGAUGUAAACAGUGCUUGAAAGACAAACUGCACAAGGAAUCUAUGCAUGUGCCAUAUGUGGGAUAAAUUUGUGUGUGGUUUGUUUUGAAAAGUAUCAUGCCAAAGUAAUGGAUGAAGAGUAAUAAUUACAAGUUCUUUACCACAUCUUUCUUUUUUCUGUUCAGUAUAGCUAGCUGCUCUACUUGAUAUACAGUAUGUAUUGGUUAUCACAUUUUCAGGAGCGAGUGAGUGCUUGGGGUUUAACGUCGUACUCAACAAUUUUUCAGUCAUAUGACGACAAAGGAAUCCUUAGGGUGUAUGUAAUGUGCCUCCUUGUCGCAGGACAGAUUUCCACCGCUCUUUUAUCUAGUGCUGCUUCACUGAGACGACUCACCAAAGGUAAGUAAUCCGCCACGCCCGAGCCAUUAUACUGAUACGGGUCAACCAGUCGUUGCACUAUCCCCUUCAUGCUGAACACCAAGUGAGGAAGUUACAAAUUCCUCUUUUAAAGUCUUAGGUCUGACUCAACCCAGGAUUGAUCCUGAAUCUACCACUCCUGAAGCUCUACCAACUGUGCUUUCGGGGCCGGUCACAAAUUUAGGACAUCUUCAACAUCAUUUUUAUUGUGAAGAAAAGCUAAAUGCCUGACUGGAAACUAUUCUUAAAUCUAAUUGCUAAUCAGACACUAAAAUUCAAACCAUGCAGGGGCAUCCCCAGGCCUAGUGGAUAUACAGGGUUCUCUGGUCUCCCUAUAAUGAGGUUUCUGAACUUUGAUUUGAGAGUGUUAGGACACCAUCAGUGGCUACGGCAAAAGUCAUAGUUAGUUGACAUUUGUCACAUUAUUUUUUUGAUAUUAGCCAAACAGCUCAGUACUAGUGUACUGAGUAUAGUACAAGUAGGUUGUAUGUGAUGUAAAUUGAAUACAUUUAUCAUCUUUCUUUAUACACUGUUCAAGUCUUCCCAUAUCGGGUUAAUCUGAGUUCACUUGUAAGUUAUCCAUCCAAGUACUAGUUAAAUUUCUUUUUUUUUUUUGCUCCCUACAGAGCUGUAUGUGGGAGAUGAAAAACUGCAUGCAAUCUGCACAAAGUUACAUGAACAAAAGUUGUAAAUUGAAUGAAUUUGUCAUGCUUGUUUAUUCUAUCAGUGUAUAUUACCUUUACUCGAUAUGCAGUACACUAAGGUCAAGUGGGCCCUACAUCAUACAAGCUGGGAAAAGUCCAGGCAAGUAACUGGACUUGAACUCACAACAUAAUAGACCUUGUGGAAGUUGUAAAUUGAUUUAAAUGGGUUAUUGAUCAUCAGAGAAUUGUUCUCUGUGAGUCAAACAUGUUUGCCUGAAAGUUACCUGAAUGAUCCCUUUUGUAAAUGUUGCAAAUGAAAGGAAUUUGACAGGAUUCUGUAUUCUCUGAACAAGCCUGUCAAUAAUGUAUUAAUUUUACUAACAUGGUUGCCUUAAUGCCCACUGUAUUGUAAAUUCAAAGUUUAUUGUUAUUUCUACAGUCCCAAACAAACCUGUCAAUAUAAAG